Molecule: messenger RNA, 2013 nt
Organism: Pungitius pungitius (ninespine stickleback)
Lineage: Eukaryota; Metazoa; Chordata; Actinopteri; Perciformes; Gasterosteidae
Exons: 5
Coding region: 199-453 (84 amino acids)
Source: RefSeq, a predicted model, not a curated record
UGUCAGCAGCUACUGCAAUUCAAUACAUGGAAUACCAAACAUCCGAUAUUUCACAGAUGAAAUCAUCAAAACUAGCCCAUGUGCAGCACAGUGAUGAGUGAGUGUCUUUAAAAGUGUCAGGCUUUGGGUUGGCAAACAAGCACUUUAACCUACCACCACAAAGAUUCAGUUUGAACAUCUACACUCCGUGACCACAUCAUGGGAAAUUGCAUGUCAAGGAAAAAGAAGAACAGGAAAGAUGGAAACAGCAGAGCACACAACAAGCCUCAGGAGGAUGUGACGUACGCCUCGAUUGACCACGGCAAAGCCAAAGGACCCAGUAGAACCAGAACCAGCUCUGAAGAUGAUUGUGACUAUGCCACAGUUAACGUCCCAGCACCACUUCCAUCCGCACCUGUUUCUGAAUGUUCAUCCAAAGACGAAGGUGCAGAAGAUUACGUGCUCAUGGGAUAAACAGAAGCAAGAGGAAGUUCUUUAGAACUAUUGCAAGAUGCGGGACUUGUAGAUACCAGAAACAGGAUAAAGCUUCUGUUAAUCAAAUCAUGAUCUUCAGUGAAGAAACUGUGGCAGCGAACAGAGUGACACAUUCAGCGGCGGGAGGUGGAGGAAACGAUACUGAGAAAACAGUUGUGUUUCUUCAUUAAGAAGACCAACUUGCUCCACAUCAAGUCAUGUGUCAAACCUUUAUACUUAAACAGAUCUGCUGUCACUAAUUUUUCAAUGCAGAUAAAAGUUUGCUCUGUAUCGACAGUAAGACUGUAAAUUGUAUACAACUGUGUCCACAACAAACACGUUGAUCUGCUAAGAGGUUGUGCAUAUUUUUAACAUUGCUCCUGAGAAAAACUGCACUCCAGGUGUAACAACCAUGGAUAUUUAAAGCUUUUGUCAAGCAUUUUUUAAAUGCCUGUAUAUACCUAAAGAUGUGAUAUAUAUGAAAUAUUAAAAAUGGUCUAAUUUACUGCAAGUGUGUUUUCAUUGAUAGGUUACCAUUAAUAAAACCCCUUUGGCCACACUUGUGCAUUAUUCAGUUGUAUUAAUCAACUGAAUCACUAAGAAAUAAUGGCAACAAUCUCCAUUACGGUCAAACCUCAAACCAGUAUGGUUCUAUAGUACAUUUAAUAACAAAUACUGUCAAUGGGUUCAGGAGAAAUAGACAAGAUGAAAACUAAGUGUAUAAUAUUCUGUGGACAGAAAUGUAUUUAGUAGUUUUCUCUUUUGCGUUCAACGUAUUAAACUAUAGUAAUUAAGUUUUGAUGUUGAGCAACAUUACAGUUGCUGUAGCCAACAAUUGAAUUGCAGAAGACUCUCAGUGCACGUUUAUCAGGGCAAUUGUUACAUCAAGCGUAAUUGCUCUUCAUGUACAUGUAGACACAUGGGUACAUGUUAUUAAUAUACUCUUCAACAUGCAAAAUACAGCACUAAGAGCAUUUAAAUGGCCUCUUAACAGCUCUCAACAUCGGCUAACACCUUACAGCGAUAACAUCGCAAGCAUCAGAGGAAACAGCAUUCCCCUCGGGGGGUGGGGUGGGUGUAUCGCCUCCAGCAUUGUCAGCUGUAACACCCACACAAGAGUAGUAGCCAAAGCAGCUGUGUGAAGAAAACAAGCAGAAGGGGGGCGACGAAAUUCCCCCUCUGCUCAGGUAGACUGUAAUUCACUAUAUAUUUUCAGAAAUGUUCAGGAUCUUAAACACAGCCCUUCAAACCUCGGCUUUGAGGCUGUGAUGAUGAUAAUAGGUCAGCGUGUGUUCUUAUCUCCACCAAUAGAUGGCAGAAUAGUCCUUUUUCUCCAAAUCAAAUUAAAUGAGUGCUGAACCAAAAGGUGGAUGUUUGUCUAAGUGUCAGUUCCCUGCAAUGGAUAGCAACGUCAUCUUGAAUCAUAUUGAAAAAAAAAGCUAAAACCGACAUCCUGUACUGGUUAAUUUGUACUGUUUUUUUAGUGUUGUUCUUAAUUGUGUUAAAAUGGAACCAGCAUGUUCCAACGUCUGUUAAAUACACAGAAUUACAUAAUUAUAC